Pocillopora verrucosa is the source of this 606-nucleotide messenger RNA. Lineage: Eukaryota; Metazoa; Cnidaria; Anthozoa; Scleractinia; Pocilloporidae. The record is from RefSeq and is a predicted model, not a curated record.
AUGGCAUUCCUAGUUGGUAAAUGGGAGGGUCCUCCUGUUGUUGAGAUGGUCCCUCCUGCACUGUCCACUUUAAGAGGUGUUCCAGCAAAUUUUACCUGUCACGCUAAAGGUUUUCCUUGGCCAACCAUUAAAUGGAUGAAGCAGAAUGGUUCGGUUGAAAGUGAGAUUUCUGCCAACAGUGCCAAUUUCAAAAUAAACUCGCAUCUUGGUUCGUCCCAGUUGAUCGUGCAGAAUGCUUCAACUGCAGACUCAGGUUACUAUAUCUGCAAAGCUUCGAACUACGUGUCUGAUACUGCAAGAGCCUUCCUUGGAGUUGUAUAUCCAGCUUUGUAUGAGGAUCAUGGUUUGUGUCCCACAAGUUUUGUUGCAACCAAAGGCGAGUCUGUCCUAAUGUGCUGUCCUGUCAAGGGGUUUCCACCUCCUCAAGUUAUCUGGGAACUGCCCAAUGGAACUCAGCUUGAGACAGGAAGCACUCUUUUGCAUGUCAGAGUCAACACUGAGAAUGACUUUGGAUGCUACAAGUGCACUGCAAAGAGUCUGGAAAAGAAUGAGCUUACAGCUAACAUCACCAUUCAUAAGAAAAGUAAGUACAAACUUAGGAUUUAG